This is a messenger RNA of Daphnia magna, 589 nucleotides long. RefSeq lists its product as uncharacterized. The coding region runs from base 54 to 314 and encodes 86 amino acids. The transcript has 4 exons. The record is from RefSeq and is a predicted model, not a curated record. Lineage: Eukaryota; Metazoa; Arthropoda; Branchiopoda; Diplostraca; Daphniidae.
UCGACCAACACUCCCAAGGAUAGGGAACAACACCAACGUGUAUAUAAAGGAAUAUGCUGGUCUCCAUUCAACAACCAUUCUUGCUUCUCAGCAUCUUCUACCGCAUUCAACCCCAAGUCAGCUUGACAAUCUUUAAGAAAAUGAACUUCAUCCGCAUUGUGAUGUUCUUCGUGGUUUGUCUUUCGAUGGCUGCAGUCGUUUUCGCCAACCCCACCCCGGCAGACAACGAAGGCGGAGUCGCCGGUGCAAGAGAUCAACGUCAACGAAAAUUGUGUUUGGAUUCUCAAUGCUCGCACAUCCGCUGGACCCGAUAAGUUAACUUCCCUUUUUAAGCCGCAGAACAAAACAUCGUGGGUUGAUAGUGUCGACAACCGUUUCUUCGCGUCUACAUUUCAAAGACAAAUCUUCGAGUAUCGUUUAAAUUAAUCGUUUUGCGCAUGACAUUGGUUUCCAUUUACAAUGGCUGUAUGUAAAUAAGCCUCAAGAAAGUUUUUUACUUUUGUAAUCAGCAUUUGGUACAUUUUGAUGUAACUGUUUCUACAUUUUUUAAAAUGCUCGGUGAAUCUCAAUAAAUGGUUAUUUUACAAAA